Molecule: messenger RNA, 181 nt
Organism: Scutellospora calospora
Lineage: Eukaryota; Fungi; Glomeromycota; Glomeromycetes; Diversisporales; Gigasporaceae
Source: the annotation of a GenBank genome assembly
AAUAUCGAAGACGUGUUAAUGCAUUUAACCAAAGUAUAGAAAAAGAACAAACUAAAUUAGAAAAUAUUAAAAGAGAUAAAACACCUGAAUUGGACGAUAUUAAAAGGGAUAAAACACCUAAAUUAGACGAUAUUAAAAGGGAUCAAGCAUUCGAAAAAGCAGAUAACGAACGCUUAGAUAG